CAGUAAUGCAAACCUGAUUUUUCACAUAUCACAAUAACACAGAGAUAGAAUCCUUGUUUGCAGCGCGCUUCCGGAAGCAAUUGCCUCGCACAAAUUGCUCGAGAGCUACUGGACGUCGAGCCACGACCAUGGCGCUAGGAGUCUGUUCGCAGACUCAUGUAGCGUGUACAGCCAGCCAGCGACAGGGCUCUGCAGUGACCCCGCGGCCGAGCAGGGCGCCCGGGCUAGCGAUCGUAGCACCUCGCCCAACCCGCUCCGUCUCCGUGGCCGUUGCCACCAACAGAGGCAGGGGCGGGUCGCAGGAUGACAUGGACAUCCACGAGACGAAGCUUGGUCCGAACGUGAUAGCCUCGGUUAAGGACCUCAAGUCGGGAGUCAAGUGGGGCACGGCCACAGUCGUCCGGAACGACGCUGCCAACCUGGACGGCUCGGUGCGUGUACUGCACCUGUCGGUGGCGGACCACGUGGACAUGCUGUACGGCCGCCGCGUCAAGGGCGUGCCGGACCAGUCCCGCUGGAUCGAGUCGUACACGAUCCCGGGCCAGUGUGUGGGAGUGCGCGUGCCGGGCAGCGGCGAGGCCGCCGCGCCGCCGCAGCGGCUGUACGCCAUCGCCUCCACGCCCUACGCCUCCCGCCGGGACUCGGCCUACGUGGACGCCUCGCUCAUUGAGAUUGUGGUGGAGCGCACGGCGGGCGCGGCGGACGCGGCCCUGGCGGACAUGGGGCCUGGCUCCCAACUGGAGGUGACCCAGGUCAUCGGCCGCGGCUUCUGCUCGCUGCUGGACUCGUACAACGGCCUCACACACGCCAUGGAGGAGGGCCGCAACCUGGUGCUCAUCGGCAUGGGCAGCCGCGGUCUGGCGGCGCUGCGCUCCGCGCUCAACUGGCAGCCGGUGCUGGCGCACGCCUCCUCCGGCCGCAGCGUGGCGGCGCUGUACGUGGCGCACAGCGCAGGCCGCGCCGCCUUCGUCACGGAGUGGGACAGCUGGCGCGAGGCGGGGAUGCGGCUGCGGCCGCUGUACACGCACCCCAACGCCAACGUGGACGACGAGGCGGUGGUGGGCAACGGGCACGGCGGCGGCGGCGGCGGCACCGAGCAGCAGCUGGACGCGGGGCGGGCGAUGGAGCUGCUGCAGUAUGGGCUGUUCAUGGGCGAGGGAGGGUUUGAGGGCGUGUGCGGCGGCUCCGCCGGCUCCGCCUGCUUCCUGCUGGCGGGGCUGCCCGGCGAGCUGGCCAGCGGCCUGGCCAAGCAGCUGAGCGCCAAGGGCGUCGCCUACGACCACAUCCUGUUCGCGCAGUCGGACUUCUUCUAGGCCGGGGGCGCUGUGUGCCGCCUACCUAAGUGCCGCCUACGCGCCUGUGUGUGCCGCCUACCUAGGUGCCGACUACCUAGGUGCCGCCAGGCCGGCGUGUCCUGGUCACGCAGCCACAGGCCUUUUCCGGGCGAUGGCGGGGCUGUGGGGAGUGGUCGAGCGGAUGCUAGAUAGAUGGUCGAGCGGCUGUGGGUGGCUGGGCGACCCAGGCGGCUGGGUGGCUGGGUGCCAACACUGGGAGCCGGCGCUGUGCCGCCGUGCAGUGCCGCCAUGGCGGGCGCAUAGGUGGGAACCACGUCAUUGUGACGGAUAGGCGGCGCAUGUGUGGCGGCAGGCGUGGGGCUGCUGGCUUGACUCCGGGAGGAAUAGACGUGCCGGUGCCGUGUGUGUGUGUGUGUGUGUGUGUGUGUGUGUGUGUGUGUGUGUGUGUGUGUGUGUGUGUGUGUGUGUGUGUGUGUGUGUGUGUGUGUGUGUGUGGAAGGGCGCGGACGGCGUGCGCAGCAACGCCUGUGGGGCACGCCAGUUGAGCCGGGUGUCCGCAAUUGCAGCGGCUACGGCGCUCCGGGAGCGCGGCGGCAGCGGGGCUGCGAGGGGAUGCGCUGUGGCGGUCAUGGACUUCACGCAGCAGCGGGGCGCGGGUACGGAUAGGAAGUCGGGACCAAGCAUCGUUCCUUGUGAACGGAGGUUUUGAGGAUGUAUGACUGCCGAACUCGUGAAAAGCAGCGAAUGUUAUGGCUGGAAGAAAGUGCAACCAGGGUAGCUGGUACCAGUGGUACGUGUUGACGGAAGGUGGCUGCGGGAGGACUGCAUUGGGCGGGCGGGCACCAAGGGUCUUUGUCUGCUGGGAACACGCGGCAUGUGCGCCAAUGAAGGGCCACGGCUGCGCGUGCAUGAGGCGCGGAGAUCUGCAGGGCUCCUGCCAACACGCAUUCAGGCGGCGUGGCGAGUGGCAAUCGCUGCAUGGGUUUCGAGCGUUGCGGGUGCAUGCAUGCAAGUGUGUCAGAGGCAUGCCUGGGCAGAUUGAUGCAUCACGCUGUGAGGGCUCUUGGGUUCGACCUUGCGUAGUCGCCAUUCCAGGCAGUGCUACGCUUCUCUCAGGCCUCAGGGAGGUUGUGGAUAUUGCACGAUACUCGGCAAGUGCUUGCGGGGUCGUACGACGUGUGGUCUGUGUGGGUGGUUGUACGGGCGUGAGCAUGUGGUUGCGCGCCGCGGCGUGCGCAGCAGGGCUCCUAUCUUAAUGUCUCCAGACAUUAAUUGGCCAUUUUGGCCGUUUCCUAGACAUUCCUCCUGGGGACUAAUGUGUGAGGCAAGACAUUGUUCGCCCGGUUUUGGGGCGGGUUUUGUCCCAAUUCCUAUGGAGAAGCCCCCAAACCGCCAUGUGCCCAGACAAAAGACGGCGGCCACCCGGCCGGUUUUGUCUGAGCCUAGACAUUGCCCUGAAAACAAGAUACGACCCCUGGUGCGCAGCGCAGCACACCACAAAACGGCACCAGCGUUGGUACAGUGUAAGAGAGGCGCAGU
Chlamydomonas reinhardtii is the source of this 2834-nucleotide messenger RNA. RefSeq lists its product as uncharacterized. Gene Ontology annotation, molecular function: oxidoreductase activity. The record is from RefSeq and is a predicted model, not a curated record. Bases 129 to 1313 code for a protein of 394 amino acids. Lineage: Eukaryota; Viridiplantae; Chlorophyta; Chlorophyceae; Chlamydomonadales; Chlamydomonadaceae. The transcript has 9 exons.